CAAUGCACGUGACCCACCCUUUCCGCGAGAGCUGCAAUCCUCUGCUCUUUCGAGUAUCAACAAUCAACACAGCCCUACAUUGCUAAAAUCUUCCAACCAAACCCCAACAGAUCUCUUCCAUUCAUUCCUCCAUCAAUUCCAUCGUUUUUCUGCUCUCCUAUCUGACACCAUACUGCCACCAAAACCCCUAAUGCAAUUCGAUUUCUCCUGUUCAAAUUCAGACCUGGCAUCCAUGUCGCAUCAAUUCGAUUUAUUCCCACGAUAACAAAUUCUCACUGCAACAUCGCAUCCAUUUCGUUUUCUGUUUUGUUUUUUUUGCUUUCCCCUUUUUUCUUGCGAUUUAUGCCAUCACAUCUGGCGCUGCUGUCGUGCCUGCUGGUGCUGCUCCUCUCGCUCGACAAGUUCCUUCUCCACUACCUCAAGAGGCGCUGGUUCUCCGGCGCUGGCGCCGGCGGCACCGUCCCGCGGGGACCCGCCAAAUCGAGGCGACCCAUGGCGGCCGCCAAGUGGAGCGAGACGGCCAUGCUCGUCAUCGACAUGCAGAAGGACUUCGUGGACCCAGCGAUGCGCAGCCCGAUGCUGGUGGCGGGCGGCGAGGCCGUCGUCCCCACCGUCGCUGAGGCCGUCUCCGUCGCAAGGGAGCGCGGCAUCUUCGUCGUCUGGGUUGUCAGAGAGCAUGACCCUUCUGGAACAGAUGUUGAACUUUUUCGUAGGCACCACUACUCUGGCGGGAAGGGUCCGACAGUGAAAGAUUUGAAAGGUGCAGAGCUGGCUGAUGGGCUUGUUAUCAAAGAAGGGGACUAUAAGUUAGUGAAGACAAGAUUUAGUGCUUUCUUUGCGACGCACCUUCAUUCUGUCCUCAAAACUUCAGGAAUAAAGAACUUGGUUAUUGUUGGAGUUCAAACACCAAACUGCAUUCGACAGACUGUCUUUGAUGCUGUAGCACUGGACUAUGAGAAAGUUACAGUUAUUAUUGAUGCAACAGCUGCUGCUAGGCCAGAAAUCCAUUUAUCAAACAUCAGGGACAUGAAGAACAUCGGAGUGGAAACACCAACCUUGGAAGAAUGGCGCCGCUAGGCUUGCUGGUACAUCAUUCAAUUCUCAGCAGCAAAGAGACAUCCCCGAGUGCAUCAGAUGCAGCGCUUUUCACAUGGUGCUGAACUUGGUUGGUCUAGGUAGAACAAUGGCAGAUGCUGCUACAUAUGCAUUAUGCAUGUGUACAACUUAUAAGCCUUCCUAUGUAUAGAGAGUUCAGCACCAUGUGAUUGAUCAAAUGGUGAUCUGUGUGAACAGGCUGGUGUUUAAUCAAACCAUAUGAGAACUUGAGGAGACUGAAAGGACCCAAUAUAUGUAAGAGAUUUUCAGUGUUUUUGAGGUUGAA
Molecule: messenger RNA, 1381 nt
Organism: Phragmites australis (common reed)
Lineage: Eukaryota; Viridiplantae; Streptophyta; Magnoliopsida; Poales; Poaceae
Product: probable inactive nicotinamidase At3g16190
Exons: 5
Coding region: 343-1077 (244 amino acids)
Source: RefSeq, a predicted model, not a curated record